UGUCCACUCCAUCCGAGUCUCGCCGCCGACACAGCUCGACAUGCUCAGCAACAGCUCGCGCAGAAACAUGCAGCAGGCAGAGGAGGCGAGGCGGCGCAGCGGGAGUCUGGUGCGGGAGCGGAAACACCUUGCUCUCCGCAUCCACCACCAGGAGGAAGUGAAUAGAUAUCAUCGCAACUGCAAUCACAGCGGAGGGAAAGUUUUGCCCAAGGUGGAGAGGAUUCAUCCUCGUAGGUCUGAUGAGGACGACGACAACAGUCCCAAACGCACCGGGCAACACCAGAAACUGGAGGUCAAGGAUGUUGUGAUGCAGCAAGCCUGGCGAGCAAGUGUGUCCGCUAAAGAGGGCUGCGAGGACCAGAGCAGGUCCUUCCAUCUUGAUGCCCCACCAGUUCCAGACAGUGGCGUGGCGACCGCCGCUCUCACCCAGGAGCAACUGAAGAGCCUCGAGAGUAACUUCAAGCAAGUCCUUGAUGGAGAUUCCCAGCUGCAGACCAACCUGAUCAUGAACCUGGACAACAACAUCCACAUCCAGCCUUUUGAGUCGAAGGUGUUAAUUAUUCAGCGGGCUUGGCGUGACUUUCUCCAGAGACAGGAAGUGGAAAAAAGAAGCCCCUCCCCACACUCCUUCUCGUCUUCUGACAAGAUGAGCAUGUCCAUCAGCAUGACCACCCUGUCAGACGGCAGCACCCCAGAUUAUAGGGAGGAUGGCAUGGACCUGGGCAGCGACGCGUCCAGUCGCUCCAGCUCAGAGUCCAACUCCAACAAGGUGACGCCUUGCUCUCCUUCUCCAGACCUGGCCACCUUGGAGGACUACAAAUCAUCUCCUUCGCUGGACCUAGUCACUUUAGAUGACUAUGAGGAAGACGAGGACUACCAGGAGUAUAAGAAGAAGGUGAUGGAGGAGUGGGAGAGCGAGUAUGGAGAAGAGUGCCCCUCACCACAGCCGCCGUGUCAGGAGGAAGGCGUUGGCGUGGAUGCGGUGGACGAUGUCGGUGGAGGCUUCAGGAAGUCGGUGAACAGCCGAAGCCUUGCAGAGGAGUUACAGGAUGUGAAGACCAUCCCUCCUCUUCCUGCCCCCACCGUGCACAUCGCCACCUCCGAAGCUGCCGUCCCGGAGGAACUUAAACAAAACGGAAAUGUGAUUUUGCCCAGAAACCACCAGCUCCACUCCUCUGUCACAGCCCAGGGCCGUGGAACAGGGACUCGCAAACCCAGACACCGCAGUUCAAGUCAAGGCAGAGGGAGGUGGAACACUGGGGGAGGUGGAAGCGGCGGAGAAGAUGGUGGAGGCGGCACUGGGGCAAUAGGGCAGCGUGUGGGGAGAUACAAAGAGGAAGAGGGCGGCGAGGACGACCCUUUGCCCACCAUGGACUGGGCCGCGCUGGAGAGGCACCUGGCUGGCCUGCAGUGCCGAGAACAGGAGAAUCAGAACCUCAACCACAAUCAGAACUACAACGUGGGAAGAACUAACUACACUUCGGCCCAAAAGAAUGAGAGGGAGUCGAUCAGGCAGAAGUUGGCCCUGGGCAGUUUCUUCGACGAUGGACCCGGCAUCUACACCAGCUGCAGCAAGAGCGGCAAACCCAGCCUAUCGUCAAGGCUGCAGAGCGGGAUGAACCUUCAGAUCUGUUUCGUCAACGACAGCGGCAGUGACAAGGACAGCGAUGCAGAUGACAGCAAGACGGAGACCAGCCUGGACACGCCCCUCUCCCCCAUGUCCAAGCAGAGCUCCUCCUACUCAGACAGGGACACCACCGAAGACGACUCGGAGUCUCUGGAGGACAUGGACUUCCUGAGUCGGCAGAAGAAGCUCCAGGCGGAGGCCAAGCUGGCUCUGGCGAUGGCCAAGCCCAUGGCCAAGAUGCAGGUGGAGGUGGAAAAACAGAACCGCAAAAAGUCACCCGUGGCUGACCUGCUGCCACACAUGCCUCACAUCAGUGAGUGUCUGAUGAAGAGGAGCUUGAAGCCCACCGACCUGCGGGACAUGACCCUGGGCCAGCUGCAGGUCAUAGUCAACGACCUGCACUCCCAAAUCGAGAGUCUGAACGAAGAGUUGGUACAGAUCCUGGUGGUCCGGGACGAGCUGCACAUGGAGCAGGACGCCAUGCUGGUGGACAUAGAGGACCUGACCAGGCACGCCGAGAGCCAGCAGAAACACUUGGCUGAGAGGACUCUCACCAAAUAAGAGUUGCACCGCGCCCACAUCCAGCAAGACCCAGGCCGGACUCCAUCCUCACCCCCGCCCCACCCAUGAGUGAUAGCUACAACAACGCAUUGUUUUCUGGAGGCAUUAGUAGUUGCUUACAUCACUCUGAUUUCCUCCCACCAAACUUAAAACCAGGUUGCUGUGGGGUGGACUUCCCAUGGAGAUUCUGUUUUCCUCCCACAGUCCGAUAACACACAACAGGUUGACUCUCAAGGUGUGCGACAAACCUCCACCCUGUUAAAAGAAGUGAAUGAAUCAAUCGGAGUUUCUAAAUUACGCUCACUCCACUUCAGUUCCAUGGCCAAUAUGGUGGCUUUAGUUUUAAAACAGUUCAAGUAAAUUAGUCUGUACGAUAACUGUGUCAUGUGACAGGCCAGCAACCUUUCCAGGGUGUCCCCUAGCUGCAGCUCCUCUGAAUGUCAGGUCAUGGUUGGAGGAGAGGGAGGGGCAGCUGUGUCAAACAGCGUCACCCAUGAAAUACGAGCAAAAGCAGGCGUUGUUGUAGCUGCCAUUUCUACAUUUGCUUCAGCAGUUUGACCCAGGAGUUUGGGGGGGCGAGGAGCUCCCCCACCUGCUGGAGGAGGACAAAAGUGAUGAUGUAGUGUCAUGGUUCCCAGCUUCCUGUGCAGUGAGCGGCAUCGCUUCGCUAUUGUUUGUUUCAGACUUUCUACCACUAAAUUAUUACUGUCAGCAGCAAGAAGAUUCAACCAUAGUGGCAACCUAAGUAGAAAAAAAUAUAUAUAUUGUUAUGAUGAUGAAAAAUCAAACACCGUCGGCGCUUUUUUUUUUUGUUUUCGUUAUGUGGACAGUAAAUUGAAAGUAUUUCAAAGUUUUAAAUUCUGCACAAAAACGGUAGUCUUCAACUGAGAAUUGUUCAUUUGAAGGUGCUAAUACGAGUGUAAAGGAAUCAUGCCUGCCUUGUAGUGGAGUCGUAGCUUUUGGUAAAAAAAAAUUAAAAAAUUAAAAAAAAAAAACACUAAUUGCUCUUCAACAUUUUGUGAAUGUUGAUUUUUUUUUUUUUUCUGACACAAGUCAUUUUAAAUGAGAAAAGUGUGUUAAUAUUGUUUUCAUCCUGUCGUUCUCAGAAUGUUUAUUCGAGGGAGGAAAUGUUUAUGUACAGAUAUGUAAAAAAAAAAAAAAAAGAAUAAACUUUGUUUCAUAUAA
Messenger RNA from Synchiropus splendidus (mandarinfish), 3373 nucleotides. RefSeq names its product schwannomin interacting protein 1 (gene schip1). The transcript is spliced from 15 exons. The record is from RefSeq and is a predicted model, not a curated record. Bases 41 to 2188 code for a protein of 715 amino acids. Gene Ontology annotation, cellular component: cell junction; plasma membrane. Lineage: Eukaryota; Metazoa; Chordata; Actinopteri; Syngnathiformes; Callionymidae. Gene Ontology annotation, biological process: positive regulation of hippo signaling.